GGUACUUUCAGAUGUGAAUGAUGAGUCUGUUUGCAAUUGGACGAAGGUUCCUUCAUCUUUCAGUCAAGGCAAGUUUCAAUUCUCUGGCCUUACAGAAAGGUUUCUUUUUGAGGCGCCAAUUUGGAGACAUGUCUGAUCAAUCGUUCUGGAACAACUUUUAUGCGUGCCGCCAAGGUGAUAAAGUCUUCGAUUGGUUUGUGCAAUUUGAAGACGUUUGUGGACAUCUCCAGCCUCACCUACCCCCUGUUAGUGACAAGGACUUUACAAGGAUCUUAGAAAUUGGUUGUGGUACCUCUGAUUUCAGUUUAAAACUCUUUGAACACUUAAACCAUAAAUGCCGCAUCGAGUGUAUCGACUUUUCGCCAGAAGCGAUAAAAGCACUGAGGAAAGUAAUUCGUGAGCGAGGAUUUCUUGCCAAAAAGACACUCGAUGCGAAGGGGAGACUGGAAACUAACCUUGACCUUGACUGGACGGGAUUGGCGUGUCACAAGGCCGACGCUAAGAAUUUGCCGUUUAGAGAAGGAACGUUUUCAUUGGCUAUCGACAAGGGCACUUCUGAUGCAGUUUUAAAGGGACCCAAUGGAGAAAGUGCCUUUUUAGAAGUCGUGGGGGAAUGCCUACGCGUCUUGAAGCCACAUGGAAAACUAGUUCAAUUUUCAGACGAACCUCCCGAAUUGCGUUUAAAUGCAUUAGAAAAAGUCCAACGCGAAUUACCUCAAGCAGGCUUCACCACAUCUAAGAGCUUCAAGAUACGAAUUUCCUGGCGAGAACUGGAUGUACACUCUGGUUUUCAACACUUUCUGUAUGUUGUACACAAAGUAAACGCGGCAUAAAAAUGGUGGGAGCGGGUAGUUGAUUUGUUGAGGUUACUGCAAAGAACAAGUCUUGUACAUAGUGAUUUCAAUGGUAAAUCACUACUGACAUUCUCAAUUUCGCGAAGACAGAAGCAUACAUUACUUUCUUUAUAAUUAAUGAUAUGUCCCUCUCCUUGUGGUUCAGACAUUGUUAAAAUGUAUCAGCUAUGCACAAUAAACAUGGAACACAAAGAAAAGAGACCUCAGGGCCUAGUUCCUAGGCUCCUUAUUAAGUCGCGGUCAGAUCAAUGGGGUAUGAUGCGGUCAUUCCGUUAAAUGACGUCACAAAAUACAGUCGUUACCUAGUGUGCUGGUUCUGUCCUUCGGAUUGCGAGAAUCUGAAUGUAAAACACUGAGGCGCGUUGAAAUUUGAAGAAGAAAUACGUCAAGAGACUUGAAAGUUUGGAAUGAAUUGCCCGAAACAUUCGAAGCCGAAGUAGACGGACUCGCUGACUUAGAGAGAAACCAACGGUCUUUCCGAAGUUAUGAUGCCUACGGACCUAUAAGGAGGUCGAACAUUCAGCGUCACAUUCCAGACCAGAAUGACGAAAAUGUUUGCGUGCCAGCGUGCGCGCACGGCGGAACAUGUGUCAACAAAACGUGCGUCUGCCCCGCCGGGUGGACUGGAAUCGAUUGCACGCAGGGUGGGUUGGAAUAACGUGUUUUUAAAUUUAUAUUUUUUAUUUUCAUUUUUUUAUCUUGAAGUAACGAUCGCCGUCAAAGGAGUUAAGAUGAUUUAAAGACGGAUGUAAACGCUACAACUUUGCCGUUCAAGUGUGACAGGCUUCCGACAAGUGUCCGUUGCAAAUUGCUUCAUUUAAAUCAAACCAACAAGUUGCGAGACAUUAUCGGCUGAUGUACCUCUUUUUCUGUCAAAUUAACAAAUUGACGCCAGUUUUUUAUGCGUCUGUCCUCUU
Messenger RNA from Orbicella faveolata, 1771 nucleotides. Its product is annotated as citrate synthase-lysine N-methyltransferase CSKMT, mitochondrial-like. The record is from RefSeq and is a predicted model, not a curated record. NCBI's taxonomy places the organism in Eukaryota, Metazoa, Cnidaria, Anthozoa, Scleractinia, Merulinidae. Gene Ontology annotation, molecular function: S-adenosylmethionine-dependent methyltransferase activity.